This is a messenger RNA of Paramacrobiotus metropolitanus, 1828 nucleotides long. Its product is annotated as protein NDRG3-like. The transcript has 12 exons. Gene Ontology annotation, biological process: signal transduction. The record is from RefSeq and is a predicted model, not a curated record. Bases 297 to 1358 code for a protein of 353 amino acids. Gene Ontology annotation, cellular component: cytoplasm. Lineage: Eukaryota; Metazoa; Tardigrada; Eutardigrada; Parachela; Macrobiotidae.
AAAGCGUAGCACUAUUGCAAGACAGCUCGUUUUUUUCCGAAAAGACAGUCCGUAGUUUUGCACUUCACGGUCAGCUUUGUACUUAUGUGCGCAUCUUUAUCUGAUCUGGCAGAGUUGCGUGCUAAUUAAUCGAUGUUUGGUUUCAGAUCUUCAUUCGGUUGAUCGUGGAUAAGCUCGCUCAGCAGUUUUAUCUUUUCUGCUGCCUAGCGCUGUCGGGGUUCGAUAUUGUGCUGCAGCUGUAAUUUACAGUUAGCCCUCUAGCUUAUGUUGAUGAGUUUUUGCGAAAGAGAUUGAUAAUGGCUGAUACUGCUAGCCGCAAUGCAGAAUUCGUUCGAGGUGCAGAAGCUUUCCCUGAUAUAAUGGAAAUGCGGGAUGUGCACGUUGUUGUCGGUGGGCCAGAUGGAAUGAAUCCUCCACAAUAUCACGAGGACCUUCAGGAGGAUAAGUUCGUCGCGGACGAGACAAAAAAUUGGUACUUUACUGUCUGGAAGCAAGGUGACCCGAAAAAAGUUCCCAUCAUUACGUUCCACGAUCUGGGCUUGAACGGUUUUACUUGCUUCCGGACCUUCUUCAACCAUCCUGACAUGCAGGCAGUGACAAAACAUUUUAGUAUUUAUCAUCUGACUGCUCCCGGACAAGAAGAAAGCGCUCCGAAUUGGCGUGAGGGCAUACCCUACCCCACCAUGGAUGAUAUGGCAGAUAUGAUCGAGAGCUUCCGGACGGCCAACGGUAUCCAACAUUUUAUUGGAAUUGGCGUUGGCGCUGGAGCAAACAUUUUGGCUCGAUACGCGAUCAAGUAUCCCAGUCAAGUGGAUGCACUAACUCUCGUCAAUUGUACCUCACGCGUGGCUGGAUGGGGAGAAUGGACAUCGCAGAAAUGGAACAAUGUGCAACUGCGCUGGCGUGGAAUGACCAAUGCGUCUCUGGAUUAUUUGAUGUGGAAUUAUUUCAAUAAGUAUCAGGAGAAUCGUCCCGAUCUCGUCAGCUUUUAUCGCCAGCACUUUGCGAAGAACGUCAAUCCCACCAAUUUGGCUCUCUUUAUUGAUUCUUUUAUCAACCGCACAGAUUUCAAUAUUUAUCGGGAAGGAGAUCCCGCGCGGCGCCAGUCAGUUCCGCGCAUCACUUGUCGUGUCCUGUUAAUCGCCUCCAGUGAGAGCCCAUACUAUGAGGAGACGAUCCAGCUGAAUUCUCGCCUCUAUCCUGAGACCUCAGAGUGGCUUAAGAUCCAAGAUACGGAUGGGUUUGUUUUGGAUGAGGAACCGGGCAAGGUGGCUGAAGCCAUUCUACUGCAACUUCAGGGCAUUGGAUAUGCUGUCAAUGAGCGACGCGCCUCGAUUGACAAGAAAAGUCAAUACUGAUUGGGAAAGAAGAAAGCGUUAACCGGAAGCUAAUCAAUUGGGUUUGGCGCAUUCCUUUCUAUGGCGGAGUUCUGGGUGGUUUUUUGCGGCGAUUAUUGAAAUGGGCUGAGCGGCUGUGUGCUCUCAUCUUUGUUCCGCAGAUGACAGUGGAAAGUUUGGCUUUAAUAUUGGGUGGUUUCCUUUCGAACUAAAAAUUAUUAUUUGUCUCGUCCGAAUUAGGCUCAAAUAACCAGCAGAAAACGCCCUUACCUUUUCCAACGUUUAUUUUGUACGUCAUGCUUCUGCUUAGAAUAGCUAUGCUUCGGUGCAUGCUUCGUCAGUUUUGUUUCGCGUUGUUAUAUCGACAUGCUGUGGAAUAAGGUUCGCGUGACCUCUGUAUUUUCACUGUGUGGUAUUUUAUUCAGCUUAUCAAGUUCCUUUUGGACGUUUUCCAUUUUUUGAGUUUUUGUAAAUAAAAGAAUCGAUUGUGC